Messenger RNA from Uloborus diversus, 1095 nucleotides. RefSeq names its product L-threonine 3-dehydrogenase-like. The record is from RefSeq and is a predicted model, not a curated record. Lineage: Eukaryota; Metazoa; Arthropoda; Arachnida; Araneae; Uloboridae.
AUGGCGGCAGGUGCAACAGGUGUGCGAGUUGUAUUUUUCGGAGCCCACAAACAUCCCAGUUACGUGGUCGAAACAUGCUCCAUUCCUAGCAAAGAUGAACUUCGGGAGGGAGAGAUUUUAAUCAAGAUUUUAUACGCCACCAUUUGUUCCAUCGACAUAGAAGACAUCGAUGGAAAACGAGACGUUAAAAAGCCAUGCGUCCUGGGGCACGAGGGCAUCGGAGAAGUGGUCCACUCGAAGAGGGAGCGGGAUCCUUUCGUUCCGGGGGACAGGGUGACCUUCGGGAUGUCUCGAGACUGCGGGGAGUGCCAGAUGUGCCGAGCGGACAUGGGGGAGUGCUGCUCUCGGAGUGCCAGGUGUGGUUCCAUGGGGCUGAAGGAGGGCUCGGGACUGAGCGGCUGUUUUGCCACCCACAUGGUGCUCGAGAGGGGUGCCACUGUGGCACUGGUGCCAACCUGCGUGUCCAAUGCGGUGGCUUGCCCUGCCAAUUGUGCCCUCUCCACCAUAGUCCACGCUGUCAGUUAUGCCACAUCCAGCACCAAGCUCCCACAGUCUGUAGCCAUCGUACAGGGGGCCAACCUGAUGGGCCUGUAUGCCUGCGCCCUGCUCAGGGAGUCUGGUUUCCGAGAGGUCUACUGCCACGAUAUCUGUCGGGAGAGACUCAGGCUGGUGCCUAGGUUCGGGGGGAGACCUGUCCUGGUGGAGAGCGUACUAGAGGAGGGCUGUGGUGUUGCGGAGGGGGUGGCCGAUGUGGUGAUGGAUGUGUGUGGCAAGUGGGAUGUGGUGUCCUACGCCCUGCACUCACUGAGGCACAGGGGCAUGUAUCUGAUCGUGGGGAGCACACACUCCACCGGGGCCACCAUGGACCUACGCACUGUGCUCCGGAAGUGCAUCACCAUCAGAGGCAUCCAGAGCUACAAGGCAGAACACCUGCAGAAGGCCAUGGACUUCCUGUCCGCAACAGCCAACAAGUACCCCUACGAAUCGCUCAUCAGUUCCCCCUUCCCCCUCCAAGAGUUCCACUCUGCGGUGGUCACUGCUCGCACCAAGAGGUACUGUAGGACUGCCAUUGCACCACGCCUACACAGUCCCUGA